Molecule: messenger RNA, 219 nt
Organism: Pediculus humanus corporis (human body louse)
Lineage: Eukaryota; Metazoa; Arthropoda; Insecta; Psocodea; Pediculidae
Exons: 3
Coding region: 1-219 (72 amino acids)
Source: RefSeq, a predicted model, not a curated record
AUGGAUCCCGACGACCUGAACACGCAGCGUUUAUGCUAUGAUAUUAAAUCUUUUUUAAUCACAUCUGCUCUUUCUCCACCAUUUUAUUCUUUUUUUUUUUUUUUUUACUCGGGUCGGACGAGGGGGAAGAAGGGAGAGGUAGAGAGAAAAAGGAGAAGAGAUGAGGGCUUUGGAAAAUUUGCACGGAAAGAAUUAAAUAGUAAAUUGAUACGGUACUGA